CGUGGAAGUGAAUGUACUCAUCAAAAUGACAAAUUAAAAAAAGUUUUAUUUUUUCUUAUAUUGGUACUAGAUUUUAUUGAUUGUUUUCUUUCAUAAAAGAUUUUUGGCCAGACGGCGACUGAAAUUGCAAGUUACUGUGAUAUAUUUAUUUUCAUUAAUUAACUAUUAUUAUCAACCAAUUAAAUGAGCAGGGAUAUCAAGUUAUGUCUAUAAGUAAUGGAAGGUACAGAACUGGGUGGCGACCAGCAAUUCUGUUUGAGAUGGAACAAUUUUCAAGCAAAUAUAACUUCUCAAUUCGAGGCACUGCGCGAUGAUGAGGACUUCGUGGACGUCACUCUGGCUUGCGAAGGUCACAGGCUGGAGGCUCACAAAGUGGUUCUUUCUGCAUGUAGUCCUUAUUUUAAGGAAUUAUUCAAAAACAAUCCAUGUCCUCACCCUAUAAUAUUCAUGCGCGACUGCGAGGUGUCGCAUGUGCGCGCUCUCCUGCAGUUCAUGUACGUGGGACAAGUGAACAUUGCUCAGGCGCAACUCAGCGCCUUCCUGCGCACCGCCGACGCACUUCAGAUCCGUGGCCUGACAGACUGUUCGCAACACAACGAUAAAAAAGUAAACCGUAAAUCUCCUCCUUCCCAACUACGUAAUUUGCUAAGCGCCAAGCCGUCACAUUCUACCUCUUCUUCCAAAGCCGCAAGCCAAAAUGUUGAGUCGACUUCUGCUGAAGAACAAGAUAAGAUUGCAGGUCGCCAGUCAGCUAGAAAUUCUCCCGAAGUUGCCAGAAAUAAUCUCAACGAAGAAGCUCCCUUUCAAACUUCUAGUCAAAUGAGGCCUAAUAAUGAUGACUAUAGCGAAACUUGCAACUACCCUACCGUAAGGGUGAAAACUGAUCUCGAAGCACUCGAAGUAAAAAAUGAAGAGAGCGAUAUUCUAAUGGACCCUGGGGACGCAGAAAGGGCGGACAAAUGUCAAGAUUUUAACGCGUCCGAUCUUUUGGAACCUAAAAUGGAAGUAAUGGAACAGGAGGCUAGCGACGAUGAACGUUCCAGUUUUCCUCCCAUUUACUAUGAAAACAACGCGCUAGCUAACCCUUUUGCUGCAAUGCAGGGAAACGUGGAUCUCAUUAGUGGAAUGAAUGCCGACCUGCGGGACGGGGACAGCGGCGAAGGCCGGUGGGACGGGCGGCGUAACCGGCCGGUACCGGACGCGGUAUGGCUCGAACAACACCGGCGCGCGUUGCCGUUCGUGCUCAAGCGAGAGAACGAGCGUGGAGCCGCAGCGCCCCGACUUAUAAAACUGGGCGAAGGCGUGGAGAUUCGCGAAGAGUUGCUACGCGGCGUCAAAUGGGGGGAUUAUAGGAAAGUGACUCGUGGUCUGGCGGCCGCGCUCUUUUCGCCCAUCGAGCUGGCCACCUGCUCCGUAACGGGGCAGCGUUGGUCGCGUGCGGGGCAAGAGUCGCGGCCGACGAAGCCGCCCCUAGACCGACGCCGGGUGCACGCACUCAUCUCCUACGUUAGCCGCCACUUCCCCGACGUCGAAGUGAGCAGGAUAAAGCAAGUGCUAGCCUACAAGUGCAAGGAGAACUGCGCCGCGCUCAGGAUGAGAACCGCCAGGUUGUCGAAUUGUUUCAGCGAGUCCACCAACUACCUGCUCAACGCGGCCACGCGGCCUCCGCCCUGCGACGACGCGCCCAGUGGCAGCUCGCGCCCUUCCUACUCUAGUUUUGAUUCGUCUAAGGGGCAAGGGCAGGGCCCGGGGCCGGGCGGGGAGGAGGCGCGCGGUGCGGGGGAGGAGGGGGCGCAGUGAGCCUGUUGCAUAUCAAUUUCAUAAUCUUGUUAUUUUUUACCAAAAAUAAGAGAAAAAUCGAACGAUACUCAUGGACAGCGGCCGGGCGCAGCGCGCGCGCCGGCUCCGGUACAGAGAUAUAUAUUUAUCGGCGCGCGCGCUGCGACCCGCGCCGUCGCACGUGUAAAAUAUUCAUAUUUAUUUAGGUGAUAUUUUUCUAUUGGCUACUGAUAAGAUUUUAUCUCGUUAUGUAUCCGCCGGCCACGCCGGGGUACAUUGUCGUAUGUAAGGAUGUGGUAUGGAGUCGUGCCCGAAGCUCUAGCAAUAAUUUAUCAGGUUCCUAAGACAUGUUUCGUAGUUAGGUUCUAUUUGCACGAAUAUUUCGCGAACACUGCCGCUUGUUUUCUUAAUUUUUUUCGAUGAUAUUAGUCGUUUAGUCGCUUCCUUUUUACUUUACGUAAAGUCAUUAUCGGAGUUAUGUUGAAAAUUUGUAUAUGAGGCAUUUAAGUGCUGUACGAGGGACCGUUGCAAUUGCAAAGUAAAUAUAUCAAAAUGGCAUAAUUUUUAGGACUAACAUAGAGAUAUUAUAGUCAUUUCGUUUUAUAGGUGUAAAUGAUAAAGAAUUUAUUUUGGAGUGUCAGGUUUGGAUUUGUAAAGUCUUUGGAGAGCUGUGAUCUUGAUGGAUAUAAAUAAAGCAGUCAUAUUUUUAAAAUAUAAAUUAAGAGUUAUUACGUAAUUAAUACCGGAUGUACAGAAUAACUGUAUGAUGGUUAUGUUGUGGGUGUAAAUGGUAAUAAGUAAUCGUCCGUUAGCUUUCACUCCGCACCAGGCACCAAAACAGAACAGUCGUCAAUUGUGGGUUGCGGGUGAGGAGCGGUCCCACACAUCGCGCACGGAUGAAUUUAUCAUAUCAAAAAAGCAAUAACUAUUAUUUGAUAAAGCUAUUUUUAAUUUUUAAAACUAUUUUAAAGUUGUUAUUAAUGUAGUUAGUAAAUUAAAAAAAUAAUAAUACAUCAGAGUCCACAGUCAUCCUUAUAGUUCUUUUGAACAAUAACUAAAUCCUCAUAAUAAAUUGUGUCUCACAUUUAAUACGUCAUAUCACUAUAUUAUAUUACUUAGGUUUUUGAUUAUUGAAUUAUGAAUGUAUGGCAAUCAUUAUGCGUAGAUCCGGCCACGGUAACGUUGAUUUUGGGACUGUCUUGUUUUAAUCGUACUCUCACAUCAAUUCUUAAGUAUAGUGAAUAUGCCGAUCUCUCGGCCGGAUUAGUAAUAAGGAUAUUGCAACACUAAAACAAGAACAAUUAUAAAAAAAAACACCUUAUGACAGUGCAGCAUUCAAGUUACAGAUUAAAAAUUGGUGUACCUAUGAAUAACUUACAGUUACCAGACUUAGGAUAUUUUAGUAGACACGCAGUGCUACGUAGUGAAUUCUUACUAACUUAUAAUAUUUUGCGAUGCCAAUUAAAAAGUCUAAAUGCUCAAUUUUGCCAAAUUUACUUGCCGAGAUGCGUCUUGUCUAUUAUUUUCGUGUAUUUAUUGUCCUUUAGGAUGUGAUUCCCAUCAGACUAAUGAAUUUUAGAUAAUUUAAACAAUAUGGGAAUGAGUACAUUGCUCAAUAUGGAGUGCGUCUUUGAAAUGGGAUUAUGUAAAAUAUCAUUAAAAAAAUAAUUGGAAAUUUUUGGCCCAAUCGAAGUUAUAUCAUUAGGAAAAUAAAUUUUAACUUAAAAAGUAAUUAUAAAUUUAGGGAAGAGAAAUGGAAAGGUUUAAACAAUUUGCAAAUGUAAACAUUAUGCGACGAACGCGCGAGAUGCAAUAUGUUAAUUUAGUGCCAAAUGAUAUAAGUUAACUCGUAGCAAUAUAUUGUAUCCUAAUGCUCUUGUGUAAUUUCUCACGUAGUGUUAAUAACCUAUGAGGUUUCAAAGGUUUCUUUUACAAGACUAUAUAAUAAUAUAUUUAUACAGGGAAAGUGUUAGGUAAUGUAUUGUUGUUCGGAAUUAUGAGUGUUGUUGAGGUAUAAUACUCAUUGUGGCAGGGUGUAAAAAUAAAAGUAACAUAUCCAAAUUACGUAAAACGUCAAUGCGGUGUUGUCCAUGAUAAGAAGUGCACAACCUUUUCUACCCUAGUCUAGUAUUUUGAUAUGUAUGUUAGGUGACAUCGCAAUAACACGCGCCCAAACCAUAAUAGGGGCAUAUACAAUAUCGAAGAAGGCACUUUCUUUAGUAUCAUGCCGUUAUUUUUACACUCUGAUCUGUACAUAGCACUGAAUGAGCAAUGGAACAAGAGAAUUUAUUUACUCAAAUAGUUUUUUUUUAUUAUCUAUUGUAUUUUUUUUUACUAAUGUAAUAAUUAUUAUUUUGCAUUUUAUGAACUGUAGUGGCAGCUGUCCAUAUACCUACAGUAACGAUUCGUCAAUUUAAUAAAAAAUCAUUAGGAUUUCAUGAAUAUUUACUACAAAAUGAUACAUCGAACAUGACACAUGGGGCACAAAUAAUAUUUGUAACAAAAAGAUUUAGUUUUAUUUGCUUGCUUAUUUUAAGGUACGAUACGAUAGACGAUCCGUUAAUAUUAUUGAUGCUGACUUGGUGUCUGAUGAUGAUAUAGAUAGGUGAAACCCUAAUGGCAAGUUAAUUUUCAAUGAGCAGAUGUAUAAUGUAACUUUAUAAAAAAGAGAACAACAUCGAAGCCACUGUGCUGAGAGUGCACAGUGUUGUGCCAAAAUUACGUACUAGUCUUUAAAAACAAAUGUUGUUAUCAUUUUCAGAUUUUAUUUAGUCCAGAAUGUGUUUGUUCCUGUGCUGUGAAACAUAUUAUUUCAAACAAAUCAACACGAUACGAGGGCGCAUGAUGUGGUUGUAAUUUUUCUGUUACACUUUGAUAGUCAAAAUAAACGGAUCUGUUUGACGAGUCAAAUAAUUUUAUAAGUAUGUAUAGUUAUUAAUAUUAUAAAGUCGACCACAUUGUGUUUAAGGUUAAGAAAUAUUAAUAGGAUACGUUAGUCAUUUUAUAAGACUACUUUUUCUAAACCGACUAAAACUAUUUAUAUUUUAAAGUUGUUAAUGCUUUUUGUUCUUAAAUUAUAUUCUUAUUUUGUAUGUUGGGGUGUCUGAUUGUCUUUGAGAUAUCUUGUGAUGAUUCUGUAACUCUGAUGUCAAAUGUCUAAAAAAAACGAAAUACGUAACAGAACUCUGCCUUUAUGAAUUCCAACUCAAAAUAAUAAAAUUUAAUGUAUUUAUACUACCGACAUAUUAUUUUUUAAUUCUGUAUCAAAUACAGACCUCUGGUACUAGAAGUAUCAUUCAUAUUUUUUUUUCAGUUGAUUUUGAAAAGAUACAAUAUCAUCGGUAAGUAGUUUUAUAUUGUGAUCUAGCGUUCUACUAUAUAGAUGACGUGGUUUCUGUUAACUGUAUAAUAGUCUAGUCUCGUCAACUUUUAUAAACAGUUCGAACAUUUUGAUAAAUAAAUAAAACCAUAGCGGCCUCUUCCAGAUACAUACGUUAAUAAAUUUUUGAGUUUGAUAAAAAUUAUUGUGUAACUUUAUUUGCAAUAAAAUAGAAUAGAAUUAUUGAAAUAAAUAAUUAUGCUUUUUCAAAAACAAAAUAUUUUUCAACACAUUUGCUCAAAAAAUGCAUUUUUCGAAAAUUCAAAAUUAGGGCCCAUACAGCGAAGCGUGCGUAAAAUUCAUUACACACGCUCCCAUACAUAGCACCGUGCGUAUUCUUUAUGGUUUCUUUUUUAUUUCCAUCGUCCUCCUCCUCGGAAGCACUUUUAUUCUUUGUCUCACUUUAAUAAUAAUAAGAAAAAGAGACGAAAGAUGUAGUUCUAAAUUUCACGUGGCGCCAUUAAGAAAUGCGCACUAUUUUCUUAUUAGAAAAAAAUUGCUUCAUUACUUAAAUUAUGUAUAAUGUUUUCUGGCCAAUGUGUUGAAAAACGUUGUAUGACAUUCGUGCGGAUUGGUAUUUACAAACUCUUAACUAUGGUAAACCCUUGACUUCAUGUCUCAGGCUUACAUUCGUCUACUCGUUUGUAAAUAAGCAACUUACCGCACUAAUAUCAUAAGUAACUAUUAGGUAUCUACUUACUUUAAAUUACAUUCGUGUUUCAUCCCACUGUCAUCUAUAUUGUAUCCUAACUUCCUAAAAAGUGUCAUUACAUGAGUCAAUAAGAUUGUUAAGAAAAUACGAAAAGUUGUGUUGGUUUGUUGUUAUAUUUAAUAGUAUUUAUAAAAUGCACAUAAUAAUAAUUUAGCUUUUAGCUUGUGCAAUAUUAUUAUUCCAAAUUGUUUAUAAAAUCUGUUAUAAUUUCUUCGUAAAUUGUUAUUAAAUAUUUUUAUAAACUUAAAAGACAAAGGCAACCGAAAUUAUAUUUUCGUUGUGCAUUUAUUUCUAAUUUUUAUGGUAUUUACCACAAACUCAUUGUGGACUGUAACGUCUGCAUCUGUCAAAACCUGUUAAUUAGGUACAUAACAUAGAUUUUUUUAUAUAUUCUGAUAUUGUGAGUCAAUUCUAGUAAUGUUAAUAAGUUAUGAUGUUUCCUUUUUGUUUAGAAUAAUUUACAUUUAUGAACAAAUUUUUACUAAAGUUGCUCAACCAAGAUGCAAUGAUAACUCGAUAAUAACUACAAUUUAGACAAGAUAUAAUUUUAUGUAACAUUUUUUGUAUGAUUAUUUAUCUGAUAUUUCAGUUUAUAUUUUGUGAGUUAUGGCAGCGCAUGUUAAUCUUAUGUUUAUUCUUAAGAGAGGCCAAAUGUUGACUUGCUUAUGUGAGACUGUUUUGCCAAGAAUGAGAAAGUAUAUUAAUUACCUACAUUGUUUUAAAAUAAAUGCUUUUAUAUAAAAAUACUGUCUUAUUUUAGUAACUGUAGGC
This is a messenger RNA of Chilo suppressalis (striped riceborer), 6641 nucleotides long. NCBI's taxonomy places the organism in Eukaryota, Metazoa, Arthropoda, Insecta, Lepidoptera, Crambidae. The record is from the annotation of a GenBank genome assembly.